GUACAAUGGUGCGGUCUUUAUUUCCGGCUAAGGCGCGCUGUGUGAGAACAUGAAAAAAAUUGGUGUAAUUCUACCCCCAGUAUAGUCUUUUGCAAUUGUAUUUUCUGUUCAGCUAUCUGUUAGCUCUUCGCGCCAUGGGUAUUUUGAAAAUAAGUUCCCAAUGCAUCAGGGUCUUCUCUAGUUCAAGAAUGCUGUGUAAUGUACCACAUCAUCCCUCCGUACAGAGCUUCACUUUGAUGCGGAUGAUCCCCAGCUUUCACACACUGUCAAGGCAUGGAGCAGGCGGUAAAGCACAACAGUUUGGACAAUGUACAAAAACAGGGGUUAUGGUACCACAAGCUAACGGUCCUGAUUAUCCUUCACAAGUGAUCAGACAGAUAUCUAGUCUAAGAAAUAAUGGCCUUCUGAAAGUUCCAUCUGUAUUAACAAAAGAGAAUGGGCUGGAAAGCAAAAUCAAGUUACCAAGGUGCUGUGGGCAUUUGCGACAGGUGUCCUCAUCCCAGAAUAACCAGCAGCCAAAAGGAGGCACAUCAAGAAUUCAACAAAAGUUGCCACUCAGAAUUGCUCCUAACGUCUUGAACAUUUUGUUCUUGCCCAGAAAUCCUUUACAUCUGCCAAAGAGAAAAAACUCCUCAGUUAAUAAUAAAAUGCAACAAACUUCUUCAAAAGGUGAUCUUGUGUACAGAGGUGAUCGGCUUAAUUUUGCCAAAAAGGUCAAACUUUUAUCAAUAGGUUUGUCAGCUCUAGGAGUUUCGGCUCAGCUUUGGUUUCUGUACACUGCAGAGACUAGCGCACAAAUGUACACCACUUUUAUACUGGGAGGCAUAGCGCUGCUAGUUCCCUGUCUUGUGCACAUGUGUAUACGACAGUAUGUAAGAGAGUUAUACUUUGAUCCUAGAACUAAAGAGUUUACAGCUGUGACUCUGAGUAUUUUAAAUAAAAACCACUACUUGCAUUUUACUCCGGCUGAUGUCACCAUAAAGAGAGCUCCAAUGGCUACCAUGCGCGUGGAUACAGCUGAUAGACUGUUGUACAUUGAUUUUGAAAAAAUGACGGAUAAACAAGCACGGAUUUGCUUGUUGAAGUUGGAAGCUUGGCAAGACUCAUCAAGAGAGAAGGAAGAAUGGGAGAAAUGGAAGAAAAAGAGACUGCAGUAGAGAAUGUUCUGAGUUAUUAUUGAAUAAAUUUGAUACAUACGCUGUCUUGAAUAAUAUUAUAAUAUAUAAAUAUAUUAUCUGUGAAGAGUUACAUGAUGCAUGGUCGGUGUAUGUAUAUUUCAUUUCUGGUCAUUGGAUCUCAUUGGAUAUACCGCAACCAUUUUCUACACUUAACACUGGACAAAACCGCGUAGCUUCAGGAAAAAAAAUAGCAACCUGGAAAAUGAUGACAAAGUGAGUAACUUAGCCAAAUGCAAGUAAAAAAGGAGAGUUACAAACCAAACACGAGCUGUAGCACGAGAGUCAUUUGAAAUGAUGUAGUUUUAAAACCUCCCUUUGUGUGUGGGGUUUGAUCUGCGGUUUUGUCCAAAUUGUUACAGAGCCUUGGCGCUCAAGAGAAAAUGCCAUUUACCAUGGGAAAUUCAUUAAUUAUGAAUUUUGGAGCAAAAAAAAAAGUCUUGUGUACCAUUGAAUUCUAUCGAUUUUUUUUUCACAAAUGUGUGGGUGAGAUCAUAGUGAAGUUUGAAAAUACUCAAUGCCCUGUUUGUAUCAUUUAGUGCCUCUUUUCAAUUCUUUUCCUUGUACAAUACUUCUGUAGUUCAUUGGCAAGUAGGCUCUUAUAUAGAGAACUUCCGUACCUUCUGCAUUUCUGGAAAAAUAUUUAGAUGCUUCUAGGAAAUUGCCUUAAAAAGAAACAUCUUCGAAUGUAUGUCACCACCCCCAGCAAAAUUGAUCAAUUAUCUUACUGCUGUACAUGUAUUUCUUUCACAUUUUUGAUUGCCACAUUUUUGCCUAUUUAGUUAGCCAUAUAUCACUUAAACCCAAUAUAG
Messenger RNA from Lingula anatina, 1987 nucleotides. RefSeq lists its product as uncharacterized. The record is from RefSeq and is a predicted model, not a curated record. Gene Ontology annotation, cellular component: mitochondrial membrane. Gene Ontology annotation, biological process: mitochondrial proton-transporting ATP synthase complex assembly. NCBI's taxonomy places the organism in Eukaryota, Metazoa, Brachiopoda, Lingulata, Lingulida, Lingulidae.